This is a messenger RNA of Aquila chrysaetos chrysaetos, 928 nucleotides long. RefSeq names its product histone H3. The coding region runs from base 17 to 427 and encodes 136 amino acids. Gene Ontology annotation, molecular function: structural constituent of chromatin; DNA binding; protein heterodimerization activity. The transcript has a single exon. The record is from RefSeq and is a predicted model, not a curated record. Gene Ontology annotation, cellular component: nucleosome. Lineage: Eukaryota; Metazoa; Chordata; Aves; Accipitriformes; Accipitridae.
CGGGUCUCUCGGAGCGAUGGCGCGCACGAAGCAGACGGCGCGUAAGUCGACGGGCGGGAAGGCGCCCCGCAAGCAGCUGGCCACCAAGGCGGCCCGCAAGAGCGCGCCGGCCACGGGCGGCGUGAAGAAGCCGCACCGCUACCGGCCCGGCACGGUGGCGCUGCGCGAGAUCCGGCGCUACCAGAAGUCGACGGAGCUGCUGAUCCGCAAGCUGCCCUUCCAGCGCCUGGUGCGGGAGAUCGCGCAGGACUUCAAGACCGACCUGCGCUUCCAGAGCUCGGCCGUGAUGGCGCUGCAGGAGGCGAGCGAGGCGUACCUGGUGGGGCUCUUCGAGGACACCAACCUCUGCGCCAUCCACGCCAAGCGCGUCACCAUCAUGCCCAAGGACAUCCAGCUGGCCCGCCGUAUCCGCGGCGAGCGCGCCUGAGCCUCCUGCCGCGGCCCCCCCCCCCCCCCCCCCCGUUAUCCUUCAUUCACCCACCCUAAAGGCUCUUUUAAGAGCCACCACAUUGCACAGGAGAGCUGUGACACGGGUUUUUUUUUUGAUGCUUGGAUACAAGACUAAAUCCUGAAGUUCUUCUAAGGUAGUGUAAAUUUUUUGGGCUGUCACAUAAGUACUAACGCUAGCAUUUAGUUUGUUUCUCUCCCACCCUCCCUAUGUCUGUGCUUAUCUGCUUUCUCUGGACUCUGUUCUCAAGAGGCCUUUGGAAUCAGAUACUGCUAUUCCAGUGAAAACAUGUUUAUAAGCGUUUCUAAGCACUUGUUUCAAAAUGUUUGAUUUUUUUUGAGCAGACUGUUACAUGCUGUAUAGCGAGGGGCUUGGAAAUGUCUAAUUGACUAUACAGAAAAAGUAACUGUACAAACUGGAAAAAAUGCUCAGACAAGGUAAAUGAAAAAUACUUCAGUGAUAGUGGUAAGAGCUAUAAUU